AUGGGUGAUAAUGCGGAGAUAACAGCUUCUCCUAAGGAGACUGGACAAGAGGAUGGCCUCGAGCCCCACAUAUCCGACCAGCCGCCCACUGCCGCGAACGCCACCGAAGAGCCGGUUUCGGCGCCAACAGAACCUCAAGAUGAUGAACAAACGCGCCAAGAGACUCAGGAAGCCGAAUACCAUGCAAUGGUACUGCCUAAACCAACGUCGGCACCCAAUAAUACACCUGAACCGCCAACGGGUGUCAAAACCGUAGAAGGGGCUAAGCGCAAUGGGGACGGAGAAGUGGAUGACGCGGGCGGCAAGGAAAUCGUUCCAGACGAAAAACCUUCGUUACCGCACAUCUCAGCAUUACUAUCGCUGCCCAGCCAUCAGGAUGAGGCCGGCGGUAACUCGCCAAGUUCUAUCCUCAGCAGGCGAAACGUGUUUACCACGAGUAGCUCCCGCGAAUCGAAAGAGGUGGUCAGCCCGGGCCGUUUCCAUUUCAACAGCAACCGGUCGGCGACUGACCCCCACGCGCCACAAGAGAACAACAACAAGAUCAAUAUAUCGUCGCUGCUCAACUCGCGUGGUGGUGACGAUGUCUAUACAUUGCACACUCAAGAUGACACCACAGAAGGGGACGAAGGUGGCUCAUCGCCUGCACUGGGGCGCGCCGGCGUGCUUCAGGAGGAGGAGCAAAUUCCAGACCCACCGAAAUAUAUCAACUCCAAGCUAGAUGAGAUGCGAUCGCGACUCUUGUUGGGUCCCCGCAGUCGAAACAGCGUGUCACCUCGUGAUGACGAUCUGGGCGCGGCCGCCAUUAUAACCAAAAUGAGAUCAUCUCCGUUUGCACAAAAUUCACCAGGUGAGCUCCCGUCCAUCAGUUAUGGUUUGAAUGCUUUACCACCUCUCAUACCUUCUGCAGUUUCAAGCCGACCCGGCUCUGCGUCGUUCAGGUCUCAUACGCGUCCGGUUGUUCGCAUAAACCAACGAGAGUACGAGCCUGAUGAAAGUGACGAGCAAGCGGUUAUCGAGGACGAUACCGAAGACGAAUAUUUGCCAGAUCAUCAGAAGCGUGACUGGGACAAGAUUACCUGGAAUAAGAGCGGCAUGAAAAAACGAGUCACACGCAGGCAAUCUGCACCUACUCAUGACUUCAAACGUCGUCGCUCUAGUCAAGUAGACAAAAACCGCACGUCGCGACAUUCUUCCAAUUCUUCAACUUCAACUGUCACUUCCCUAUUAUCGGCUGCUGCUCUUUUAGGAAAAGUUCCAGCAGUUAAAACCACCGAAAAGCUUCUACCAGAGGAAGAGUCACCUAAAGAUAAACCUAAGCGUAAAAAUACGUCGGGGUCUAGAUCCAGAAGUGGGUGUUGGAUUUGUCGGUUACGGAAAAAAAAAUGUUCUGAAGAAAAGCCCCAUUGCCAUAACUGCCUUCGUCUGAACUUGAAAUGUUACUAUGACAUUGUAAAGCCUGACUUCAUCUCUAAUCCCGCCAAAAAGAAUGAAAAGUUGGAAGAGAUUAAGAAGAAGACCAAAGAGGCAAAGCGCUUGGCAAUGAGGCGGAAACCUUGA
Molecule: messenger RNA, 1557 nt
Organism: Lachancea mirantina
Lineage: Eukaryota; Fungi; Ascomycota; Saccharomycetes; Saccharomycetales; Saccharomycetaceae
Source: the annotation of a GenBank genome assembly